AUGUUAUACGGUAUUCUAUUAGAAAGUGCACGAGAUGGAAUCUGUCUUGGCUAUGGAAAUCAGAUGUGGAAAAAGAUUGUUCAAGAACUUAAUUUCGAACACGAAUCAUUCACUACACUUGGACGAUACGAAGAUAAUUUGGUAGAGAAGAUUGCAGAAUGUUUGGCUGAUAUUCUGCAUGAAGGAACGCCCGAGUAUUAUAUGCAGUUCUUUGGCGAAUGUUUUGUGAGAUUUUUCACAAACUAUGGCUAUGAUAAGAUCCUGCGUGUGGCUGGAAGACAUUUCGGCGAUUUCCUUCACUCGAUUGAUCAACUUCACGAUUCGACCAAGUUUAGUUUUCCGCGAAUGAAAUCUCCGUUGUUUCAUGUCCUCGAAGAAGAUGAACAUGGUGCAUUACUUCAAUAUAAAUCGCGUCGACGUGGUUUUCAACGAUAUAUCGUCGGUCAACUGAAAGAAUGUGGAUCACAAUUCUACCAUGAAGAGAUCUAUGUUCGCAUUCAGGAAGAUCUUUCUACUAACGAAUAUACACGUAUUAUCUUUCGUGUUGACUUUAAUAAUUCAGCUGCAAAAGAAACAUCGAAACGUCUUCAUUGUAUUCCCAAUCUUCCUGACAUUACUAGUGACACAUUCUUCAAAGUCUUUCCAUUUUGUGUUCUGUUUGAUCCAUCAAUGCGUAUCACUCAUAUGGGGAAGUCAAUCAAAAGUCUCUUCCCCUANUUUCGUACAACACAACUUCGCCAUUUAGAUACACGUAUUAUCUUUCGUGUUGACUUUAAUAAUUCAGCUGCAAAAGAAACAUCGAAACGUCUUCAUUGUAUUCCCAAUCUUCCUGACAUUACUAGUGACACAUUCUUCAAAGUCUUUCCAUUUUGUGUUCUGUUUGAUCCAUCAAUGCGUAUCACUCAUAUGGGGAAGUCAAUCAAAAGUCUCUUCCCCUACGACACUGUUGUUAAUGGACGACACCUCGACGAAAUCUUUCGCUUAGUUCGACCAGAUAUUCCGUUGGAAUGGAGCAAUAUGCUCAGCUACGGUCGACAUAUCGUGUUCCUCAUGGAAAGUCGAAUAGCACUUCGAUCAGAUAAAGGAACAAAAUCCAACGAUGGUACAGUUACGAAAAAGCCUAAAACAACAGCAGGAAUGACUGGAAGUUCAGCGAUUCGACUGAAAGGACAAAUGAAAUGGAUAAGUAGUUGGAAUAUGAUGGUUUUUCUCUGCCAUCCCAUAUUAUCAACGACUGAAGAAAUGAUGAACAUCGGAUUGACUCUACACGAUCUCAACUUCUACGAUGGAAGUAGUGAGAUUCUAAUUGCAGGUAUGCAACAUGCAAGACAAUUACAAGCAGCUAUUGACAAACAACAUGCCUGGAUUUCAAAAUUACAAGCAACAAAAGUUGAACUAAAAGAAUGGCGACGAAAAGGCAAACGACUUCUUUAUUCGAUGAUGCCACGUCAUAUAGCACAGAUGUUACAACAAGGCAUAGUUGCUAAUUCUAUUUGUGAAUCACAUAAAUUGAUCACUGUUCUCUUUUGUUAUACAUUGGAUUUCAAAGAUGUUGUUCAUAAAUUACCUCCGAAUGAAAUCGUUCAAGUUGUGAAUCAAAUGGUGAUUAUUUUUGAUCAGUGUUCUGACAAAUAUGAUGUGUUUAAAGUAGAAACAAAAGCGGAUUCAUCGUAUAUGAUUGUAGCGGGCAUCCAAGAACGUGUUUCUCAGCGAAGAAUAUCGAGUAGUUCAGGAUCAAGUAUAAGAAGUUCAGUUGGUGGAGAUAGUCUAGAUGAAGUUCUACCUGACAUAAAGAAUCCACUUGGUUUGAAUCAAGCAGAAAUUGUUGCUGGUCUUGCAUUUGAUCUACUAAAACAGUCGAAAAAGCUCAUCAAUAAAAUCAGUAAGGUGCCAUUUAAAGUCAAAAUUGGUUUUCAUUCGGGAUCAGCUGUUGGUGGUAUUGUUGGACAUAAGAAUUAUCAAUAUUGUCUUUUCGGUGACACGAUCAAUACGGCUAGUCGAGUAACAACAACGGGUGAUAUAGGUCGAAUUCAUCUCAGUGCAACAUCAUGGGAACUAUUGAAAGAUUCGAUUUAUUUCGACACAACUCCACGAGGACAAAUCGAAAUGAAGGGUAAAGGAGAGAUGCAAACAUAUUGGCUGACAGGCGUCAAAGAUGCGUAUGUUGAACAUGCAUCGAUCGUUGAUUCGAAAAGUGAAACACUUGAAAAUGCCCUUCUAUCGGAAUAUCAUCCAACAAUGUAUGAAAUCAAUGAUCGGAAAAAAUCGUUGGCAAAUGUCAUUAAUAAACUGCCAACUUCAUCCGAUCAAUGUCCAUUUAGUAGUUUUCGAUCGCCACCUUCUUUUAUUUGA
This is a messenger RNA of Adineta ricciae, 2352 nucleotides long. The record is from the annotation of a GenBank genome assembly. NCBI's taxonomy places the organism in Eukaryota, Metazoa, Rotifera, Eurotatoria, Adinetida, Adinetidae.